Molecule: messenger RNA, 1524 nt
Organism: Mytilus trossulus (common blue mussel)
Lineage: Eukaryota; Metazoa; Mollusca; Bivalvia; Mytilida; Mytilidae
Exons: 3
Coding region: 154-687 (177 amino acids)
Cellular component (GO): membrane
Source: RefSeq, a predicted model, not a curated record
UAUCCCCUGUAUGGACACCUCUUUUAAAGGUGAAGAUCGCCAUAUUUUCGGAAAAUCACUGGAACAUUUUAAAGACAUUCUCAGUGUACAAGUUUGUGAGUUUUAGACACAACUAGAAAUAAUAUCGACGUUAAAAAUUGAAAAAAAUAAAUAAUGCCGGAAUCUUUAGCAGGAAUUCCACCUAUGGUAAUUGGAGGUAGCAUUAUAAGUGCUGUAUCGUUGAUUUUUCAUAUCAUAGGAUUUUCAACCACAUAUUGGUAUAAAGAACUGACUCCGGGAGUUGGCGUUGUACAUUUAGGACUAUGGAAAUCGUGUGGUCCAAUAUUAGGAGUGGAAAAAUGCUUUGACAUCGCAGAUGCCACAGUACAUAACUCUCACAUCAUAGCCACAGAAGUUCUGGAAUGUCUUGCCCUUGGAGCCUUCCUCGCAGCUAUGGCAUGUGCUUUCCUCAAGAUGUUUAUAUUGACGGAACAAGGCAUGUUGUUUGUUCUUACAGGAUUGCUCAACUUGAUGGCAGGAGUAUUUGCCUUGAUUGGAGUCAUUGUCUUCGCCACAACGUCAAGUGGGGGUUUUGCAAUGGAUUCGUCUAACUUGCACUACUCCUUCGGGUUAUGUAUUGUUGGUGGGAUAGGAGGAGUGUUCUCUGGUAUGGUAUUCCUACUAGCUUGGAGAUGGGUGAGAAACUGAGGAAGACAACAAGAUUGAAGAACUUUCUGUUCACAUGUCAUCUUUAUGAAAAUCAUCGAAAGAGAAUAUUCUAACUUUAACCGUUUGAUGUUGCGUUUUAUAAUUUUUAUAAUAUAUUACUAUUUUCAAUUUUUUCAGUCUUAGGUGUGUACGCCUGUCAUUGUGACAAAGCAGAUCGGAUGUUUUAAUGAUAUCUUUAUUCGAAUAACGAAUAGAAAAUUGUCUUAUCAACAUAAGAGAUAUGAUUAAAACAAUGGUAAAACUUAGAAAAAAGACAUCCGAAAGAUAUGAAAAACAUUUUGACAGUAGUAGACUCUAUAGUUCUCUGCAGCAUCAGAUUCCGUUGUUCUCAAAUACACCAGUAUCUGUUUUCGAUUUAGAUUUUAACUGACCCCUUAUGGACAGCAUCAUAAUGCCAAUACUUGACUCUUUCUUUGUUAACCUGUAUAUUCAUAUUUUGUUUACCCAACUGUUUGCGCGGCAUUGUAAAACCAUUAACCCUUUAUAAACCUUUAUAAUGGUUGCGUUUAAUCUUGAUACCAAUGUAUCCAGCUGUUCUUGGCAGAACUGGGUUCAGUUUUUCCUCACUAAAUCAAAUCAAUGAUAAACCGAUCAGUUCUUCUUUCUCUCCUCUUAUAAAUAAAAAAAACCCAAACACAUAACUGAUUUAUUUAUAGGUGAUGAAAUAAUCCGACCAUUGUUGGACACACGUUCAGAAAUUAAAAAAAAUAUUACAUAAUGUUUACAUCAAAGCUUAGAAAUAUGUAACAGUUUGUCAUUUUGUACUGUAGUACGACGCUUGACUAAAACUGAUGAGGAAAGGUAACACAAGGCCAA